Messenger RNA from Nezara viridula (southern green stink bug), 1540 nucleotides. The record is from the annotation of a GenBank genome assembly. Lineage: Eukaryota; Metazoa; Arthropoda; Insecta; Hemiptera; Pentatomidae.
AUGGCUACAGAAUUUCUGCGUUGUCAACUUAGAAGAAGGCUCUUUGUUGUCAAUGGAAACAAGAUUUAUUUUGAAAAGAAAUAUAUCAGACACCUCUCCUCAGGAGAAAUCGCUACUGCACUUCGACCUUUUUAUUUUUCAGUUCACCCUGAUUUAUUUGGAAAAUACCCUUCUGAGAGGGCCAUAAAUGAAAGCUCUCUGCAAUCCUUGAGCUCUUACAUACAGAGUUUACAACAAAAUAAAUAUCCAAGACCCACAGAUCUCACAUUCUAUUUAAGGCCUCAUGGGACUGCACCAACAAACAAUGGCACCUUUAAAUCCGUCAAAAUAUCUCUAGGGCAGGCAGAUAUUAAAAAAACAGUUGUGUCGAUUCUUUCCAGCUGUAAUCUUCCUACCACAUACGUGGAUAACCUAACACCUAGUAAAAAAGAAAAUAUAAAUUUCAGACAGGAGUUCCGGACUAAGGCUUAUAAUUAUGAAGAACAAGGAGGCAACGGUAAUGGCCCCGAAAGAAACAUUAAAAAAGUCAAGACUGAAUCAUUAUCGGACUGGUUAUCUGAAAAUGCUGAUUUAUCAAAAGACAAGUUAUUAGCUCUUAAACCUGUGAGAGAGGAAGUGGUUCGCUUGCAGAAAAGUCUGUGUGAUAAACUCUUCUUGAAAGCUAUUCUUUGGGAAUGUGGCUGGAAUAUAUCACAUUUUAGAGGUUGUUUACUCGCUUUUCAAGCUCUUGCUCAACAUCAUGUUGAUGCUAUGACAGUUUUAAAGGGGAGGACUCUUGUGUUUGGUAACGAUACAGGAGUGAGCUUUGAUGGACAAAUUUUGUUGAACAUUUCUGAAGUUCGGAACAACUGGUUGGAUGUGCUUAAGAGGAUUAUCAAGUUAGGAAAAAGAGGUUUAUUGUGGAAGGAUAAAUAUUCCAGGACAAUUCAUAAAGAAUGUUGUCCGUGAGCAAGAUCUUGCUUUGAAGACUGUACCUAUGUUUGAAAAAUCUUUGUCUCGAGUACUAAGGGAUAUCCAAGUUGUAAGAAGAAAGUUUCAACCUCGAACAAUGGCAAAAACAUAUGAAGCCAAUUUGAUUCGAAUGACAACCCUACUUAGUGAUUAUCAGGGCAGAAGAGGUUACCCAAAAUCAUGGCCUGAUACCCUGGCAAAAUAUGAACUUGUUGUUGAAGCGGAAUCUGGUCCAAUGAUGGUCUCUCCUACUGGUCAGUUUAUAUUACCCUGUUCUUGUCCUGCAUUUUUGAUAGUCAAUUUUAUUAGUGAAAAUAUAAACAUUGCUACGGAACUCCUUGACAAGUACCAAAUCAUGAAAGAAGUUGAAAAAACAAUCUAUGAAGAAUGUAUCACUAAGCUAGGUCUUAUAUCUUUAAAAAAAGAUGAUUGCAUCACUCCAGAGCCUAUGAUAGCAUGUUGUUCGAAAUUGUUACAAAAUAGAAAAGAAUUGCGGCCUUUAUUAGAAGGAACUGCUCUUACUGUAACAAAUUACUACUCUGUUAUGUCAGAUGGUCAAAUAUGUAUUCCUUGGAAUUGGAAAAUAUGA